UCCCGCCCAGCGCCUAGCAACCAGUGAUGUCAGAUGCCCGACGCGCUGGCCGAGUCUCUGGUGCUGUGUACAUGUGUGCGGGGACAUUUGCUGGAGUGACUGUGUGCUGUGAGGGGGAGAGACAGAGACACACCACUGCCUUCUCCAUGCAGAGACACAGCCUCGGGGUCUUCCCCUCUCCCCUCUGCAAGACGAGCAUGUGACCUGUCUGGACAGCACAGCAGGAGGAACAAACACAGAGCCUUCCGUGCGAGAUAAGGGGUCGGGACACUGACAGCUGGAUUCUUGCUACCUCCAUGGCCCCAUCUGCAGAUGAAAAUGCCCUUUUUUCUCCAUGGUCACUUACUCCAGUCCUUUCACCAGAAGAAGAGCAAGAACUUCAGGAGUAUAAGUCAGGGAACAUCAGUCUGCCACUGUGCCCAUAUUUUGCUGCUCAAAUUAUAGACAAAAGGCAAAUUUCUCGGUUAUCCCAGGUUCUUUCUUUGAAAUACGCUUUUUCAGAUGGUAUGAAGCACUUAAAGAGGGUUCGAGCUCAUCGGCCUCAUCUUGACAUUCUGCUUCGUCCUGUCACAGCUGAAGAGAAAAUUAACCUUUCAAAAGAUAGAGCUACCAACUAUGCUGUAAACAGUGCAGUUUUUAGCUCAGAAAAUAUUGUGACGGUUGGUGACACAACUCGGGUUCCUUUACUCACACAAAUUUUCAAAGAAGACCCCAUUGACUUAACUGGUUUGGGAGAACCAUUUGUGGUUUCAGUCCCAUUGCGUGCAGCAAGGAAUUGUAAAGAGCAGCAGGUGUGGGCAGGAAUUUGGCCUAGCACCUACCAUGCGAAGCCUAAGACAGUGAACCUAGAGGAAGCCAGUCGUGGAGGAGGAGUGUCUGAUGAGGAGAAAUUAAGAAUUGGUAGUUACAUGUGCAGGGCUGUGGAAGCCGCACAGAGGAACCAGGAUAGAGGAGGGAAAGGUAUGGGCGCUGUUGUGGUAGACCGAGAAAGUGGAAACGUUUUGGCAGUGGGGACUGAUCAAACUGGAGAAAAGGGAGGGCCACUGCUUCAUGCUUGUAUGGUAGCAAUAGACAUGGUGGCACGCCAACAAGGAGGAGGUGCAUAUGCAUGCCUUGUUGGACUGGAAACUGAACAACAACCCAAAAAGCACAGUCUAACCAAAAAGGAUGGAGAACAAAAAAAGGUUGAGAAGGAGAGCCAUAAACGUACAAAAGAGAACAGUGGACAGUGUACUGGAGAGCUGCCAUACCUAUGUACUGGGUAUGAAGUAUACGUAACACACGAACCUUGUAUCAUGUGUUCCAUGGCACUUCUCCAUUCCCGUGUGUCCUGCGUGUACUAUGGAUGUUGCUCCCCUGGAGGUGCACUAGGAACUUUCUAUAGACUUCACUGCCACCCAGGCCUUAACCACAAGUUCCUCGUAUUCCGAGGAGUGAUGGAAAAGGAGUGCCAAGCCCUGGUUUCUGGGGCAGAAGUGUGAUCCUUAUCUUCUCACCAAAAGGACCUUUUCAAGGGUUUGUCCACUUGGUAGUUCAUUUAUGAGUAGAUGUAUGUGGAUUGAACAUCCAACGAUAUUCUUAUCUCUUGUGAAAUGUUCCAAUAAGAUCUCCUGAACAGUUCUGGGUUGUACCUUCCCACAGUGUGAAAUCUAACACCAUUAUUUUCUUGAAUGCAAUAUCAUAAAGACUACAGUAGCAGAAGGGUUCUCUGAUACAGAAAUUUAUGAUGACCAAAUCCCAGUGAUAUACAGGAAGCCCAUGGGUUAUUGACCUAAUCACCAUCACUAUAAACAGCUUUGGGUGGACUAGGGCAAUUGUCUCAGAGCUGUUUGGUGGGAAAUUGAUAGAGGUGAAGGUAGUGUGUAUAUGACACCUACUGUCAUAAACAAUUCUGAAAUGGGCCAGAGCAUUUCCAUAGACUGAUAGACUUAUAUGUACAUUAUCUUGCAAACUUUACUCAUCUUCUGAAGUCCAUCAGCUUCAAGUGAACUUGUCCUGACCUGUUUACAACUUUUAGUACUUGUUCUUUUAAAAAUGUUUUAUUUUUGUUAUUAAACCCCAAAUCUUUUACAUUG
This is a messenger RNA of Rana temporaria (common frog), 2075 nucleotides long. It is a transcript of the gene ADAT3, whose product is annotated as adenosine deaminase tRNA specific 3. Lineage: Eukaryota; Metazoa; Chordata; Amphibia; Anura; Ranidae. Gene Ontology annotation, cellular component: nucleus; cytoplasm. The transcript is spliced from 2 exons. The record is from RefSeq and is a predicted model, not a curated record. Gene Ontology annotation, molecular function: tRNA-specific adenosine-34 deaminase activity. The coding region runs from base 297 to 1481 and encodes 394 amino acids.